Messenger RNA from Truncatella angustata, 2445 nucleotides. RefSeq names its product survival protein sure-like phosphatase/nucleotidase. Gene Ontology annotation, biological process: protein modification process. Bases 1 to 2445 code for a protein of 814 amino acids. Gene Ontology annotation, cellular component: P-body. Gene Ontology annotation, molecular function: hydrolase activity. NCBI's taxonomy places the organism in Eukaryota, Fungi, Ascomycota, Sordariomycetes, Amphisphaeriales, Sporocadaceae. The transcript is spliced from 3 exons. The record is from RefSeq and is a predicted model, not a curated record.
AUGCACAUUCUCGUAACGAACGACGAUGGCCCUCCCUCGACCACAUCCUCGCCUUAUGUGCACUCUCUAGUACGUGCCCUUCAAAAAGCCGGCCAUGAGGUGUCCGUCUGCCUUCCCGCAUCCCAGCGUUCCUGGAUUGGCAAGGCGCACAUGAUCGGCCAGACGGUAAAGCCGACCUACUACCGCCCGCCGCCCGUCUUCGACCCGCAGACCUCUGCCUCUGAUAUACAACAAGGCACGACACAUUCGCGGCCGUCCAAGUCCAGGGAUGUAGAGGAAUGGAUCCUAGCCGACGGCACACCGGCCAGCUGUGCGCAGCUCGGUCUGUACCACUUCUUCACACACAAGAAGCCCAUCGACCUGGUGGUCUCAGGACCCAAUUACGGACGCAACACGACGGCGGUGUUUGGUCUGAGCUCGGGAACACUAGGCGCCGCGCUCGAGGCCGCUGUCUGCAGGCGCAAGUCUAUUGCACUCAGCUAUGCCUUUUUCAGAGACCAGAAUGACCCUCAUCUGCCCGAGAUCGUCGAGCAGGGCGCCGCACAUUCAGUGAAGGUGAUAGAAAAGCUAUAUGAGCAGUGGCCGGCGGACAAGAGCGUCGACCUGUACACAGUCAACGUGCCAUUGGUGGAUGGUGUGGGAACGAACAAAGUCUUGUUCACCGAGAUGUUGGCCAACUACUGGGCCGAGGGCCGCGCUUGUUUCCAGGAGGUUGAGGGUAGUGUCGGCGACGAAGAGGAGGAAGAGGAGAGGAUACGGGAGUCUGAGGGUCGUGAUGAGAAAGAAAAGACCAAAGUCGCGGAGAACGAGGAUUCUAGCUACCCGCAUCGACAUUUCAAGUGGGCGCCGCAGAAGAUGAUUGCUGAUGUCAAUCAGAGUAUCAUUGAUGCAAAGCCUGGGAAUGACGGCUGGGCCGUGAUGCAGGGCUACACAAGUAUAACACCGAUGAAAGCAAACUUCUGGCACGCAGCGCCAGAAUUAAAUGGCCAGGAGUUGAAAUUGGAACCUGUGGAGGCAGAGACAUCCGCAUCGACGCAACAGAGUGUCCUUCCUCAUCGACCAAAGAACCACUUCUACGCACUCAUUGAUUAUGAGGAUCCUUACGUACAACCGCUUAUUCUAUCUGCCCUGGAGAAGGCUAUUCCGGCAUCGUCGUAUACUCUGAUCUCACCCCCAACGGCUACGAACAACGAACAAGCUCAGUCCGAGAUUGCACUGUCGAGCCUUUUACCAACCCCAGAUGCUCACAUCCUUCAAAUUACUCCGUACGAGUCCAUCGACUGGGACUUUGCCGACUCUCACGACUCAACCUGCCUCGUGAAUAGCUACAUGCUGCGCAAGGCGCUCAUCCGCAAGCACUACCUUGGCAGCACGGUCGAGAACUGGGUGGCGAAGCGACCCCAGUCCAUCCUCAAGACACACGUCCAGCGGAGCGAGGCCUUCGAGCUCGACUACGCAGAGUUCCUGGACGACGCGCUCGUCGAGGCGUUCGAGCUGAGGGCCAGCCUGGAGCGCAAUGAGGAACAAGAGGCCAAGGCGGACAGGGAGUGGUGGAUCCUGAAGCCCGGAAUGAGCGAUCGAGGACAGGGCAUCCGGCUGUUCAGCACGAUGGAGGAGCUGCAAGGCAUUUUUGACGAGUGGGAAGAAGGGAUGCCCGAUAGCGAUGAUGAGGAAGAGGAUGAAGAAGAUGGAGGACGCCAAGGUCCCUCCUCCGAUAUACCAGCUUCCAAGGGUGAUGACGACGACGAAGGCGGCGAGGGAAUCAUGACCUCACAUCUACGCCAUUUCGUUGCACAACCUUACAUCCACCCCCCGCUGCUGCUCCCUGGAUCCGGCAAUCGCAAGUUUCACAUCCGGACAUACGUCGUGUGUGCGGGCAGCCUCGACGUCUACGUCUACCGGGACAUGCUGGCGCUCUUCGCCGGCAAGCCCUACGUGGCGCCCUGGGAGCAGCAGGGCGAUGGCGGGAUCGACCUCGAGGCCCACCUCACCAACACGUGUCUCCAGCGCUCCGUGAGCGACGGGACGGUGCGGAACUUCUGGGACUUGGAACUACCUUCAAACGAUGACGAGAAGAACAAGCCGUCAAAGGAAGGGAUAUUCGCUCAGAUCUGCGACGUCACUGGCGAGGUCUUCGAGGCGGCUGCCAGGGGUAUGAUGAUGCAUUUCCAGCCGCUGCCGAACGCGUUUGAGGUCUACGGCCUGGACUUCUUGGUCGAUGCCGAGGGGACGGCCUGGCUGUUAGAGGUCAAUGCGUUCCCGGACUUCAAACAGACGGGCGACGAGCUGAGGGCUCUGGUUCAGGGGCUGUGGGAGGGUGUGAUGAGGGUGUCUGUAGGACACUUCUUCGGGGUGGAGGGACUUGCUGGCGAGGAGAAGCGGAGGGAGCAAGAUGAGAGGCUCGUGCAUGUCAGGAAUGUUGAUCUGGGAAAGCGAUGGGGCUAG